Molecule: messenger RNA, 204 nt
Organism: Parascedosporium putredinis
Lineage: Eukaryota; Fungi; Ascomycota; Sordariomycetes; Microascales; Microascaceae
Source: the annotation of a GenBank genome assembly
AUGCCUCGGAGGAACUGCCGGGUCAAGCCUGCGGGUUUGAAUAUUGCCGGGCCCGACACGUCGCUGUCAUGUCAUGCCGGCGCCCAUGUCAUCCAUGGUAGGACAGCGGACGGAAGUGCCUUGACCAACCGCCCAGAAGUUCACCACCUCAUAGACGGCGAAGAAGAAGAAUAUCGGCCCACUUUGGGAUGGAUGAGGGUGUAG